AUGGCGCCUACUCCAAGUUUAAUCUCUGAUGCUUUCCGCCUGUGUUGCUCCUCCAAGAUCGCGGUCGUCCUUCGCCUCGGCCUCGGAUGCGCUGCAUUUGCACUCGUAGUCUUCACGUACAUCUGCUACUGGACCACGUUUGCCACCGACCUCUCGCCGCAGGCGGAGGAGUUCCGCGACACGUGGGACUCGUGCGUGACGCAGCGCGCGGGACAUCUGUUCAAGCUAAACAUGCUGUCGGACCUGCAUUCGCAGAAGUGCACGAAUCUGGUUGAAGCCGCCGUCGCCAAAGGGGAGGCAUUGAUGGCGCGCGGGCGGGACUUGCGCGAACGCGGGGAGGCGGAGCACCAGGUUGCUGACGGGUGCACGGUGAAGUACGACGCGAGGGCGGAUCCGUGGGAUAACCAUCCGCUGCCUCCUAACAGGUUCUCCCAGUCGGGAUGCCUGCUGGAGUGGGUAAUCUACUCGUCUGAGUGCGGGGUAAACAUGGUGCGCCUCGCGGAUUUCGCGCACAUGGCGGGGAUCAGCUUCUCCAUAAUCGGAAGCCGCCAGCCCUGGACGGGCCAAGGCGGCCGCCUGCGCGCCAUCCGCGACUUCCUCGCGGCGCUGCCGCGCGAUCGCGUCGUGAUCACCACCGACGCCGACGACGUCUUUCUCAUGCCGCACCCCAAAUGCCGCCCGCAGAACUUCCUCGACGCCUUCUUCGCGCUCAACGCGCCCGUCGUUUUCGGCGCGGAGAUAUUCUGCUGGCCGGAUUGGAAGAAGCUAGAGCCGUACUUUCCUCAUAAAAGAAAUUCGUCUGUGAAUCGGUUUCCUAACGCGGGAGCUUAUGGCGGGUACGCGUGGGCGCUGGCGGAGAUCAUUGAUCUGAUCUACGUACGCGACUGCAUGCAGGACCAGCGCGGGUUCAUUCUCGCGUUCCUCGCGCAGCAGUACCUCUUCCGCGACAUGCCGCGCGCGCCCAACCCCGACCCCGCCGCCGUGCGCGCCGCGUGGGAAUCGCCGAGCGACGUGGCAGAGGCGGUGCGCGCACAGGCGGAGGCGGCGGAGUCGGCGAGCAGAGCGGCGUGGAGGAACAACCGCACGGUGCAGUUCGACUCCGCCAUGUCGCCGUUCCACCGCCUGCCCGCAAAGCCUAAGCAGCGCGUCAUGGACGAAGCGAGGCGCGCCGGGCACAGGGGCGCGGCGGCGGUGAUGGCGGCGCCGUUCAUCAAGCUGGACCACUACAGCUCGCUGUUCAUGCACCUGGGGGGUCUCAACUGGGACAAUUUCACGAUUCUGGGCACAGGGGAGCAGGCGCUGGUGCGACAGGUUAAUUCGGGGGGGGAGGCAUGCAUCUUGCACCAGCAGGGGAAUAAGCUCAUCAAUAUCUCCAUGCCUUUUAUAAUGAUGGAGACCGGUUUGGCGGAGCUGAGAGAGGCGCGAGGGUAUGUUCCCUGA
Messenger RNA from Closterium sp. Yama58-4, 1440 nucleotides. The record is from the annotation of a GenBank genome assembly. NCBI's taxonomy places the organism in Eukaryota, Viridiplantae, Streptophyta, Zygnematophyceae, Desmidiales, Closteriaceae.